Messenger RNA from Tachyglossus aculeatus (Australian echidna), 867 nucleotides. Its product is annotated as alpha-1-acid glycoprotein-like. Bases 1 to 708 code for a protein of 235 amino acids. The transcript has 6 exons. Lineage: Eukaryota; Metazoa; Chordata; Mammalia; Monotremata; Tachyglossidae. The record is from RefSeq and is a predicted model, not a curated record.
AUGGCUCCUCCAGCUCCCAGAGGUGCCUUGGCCUGGCCGGCCCUGCUCUUCCUGCUGGCCCAGCUCCUCCAGCCUCCCGCCCUGGGCUGUGAGUUGCAGCCUCGGACCCUGGACAAUGUCACUGUCUCCACGCUGUUUGGCCGCUGGUUCUUUGUGGCUGGGGCAUCACCGCUGCCCAGGCACCGGCUGGAGAUGCGGCUCAUCGACAGCGGGGUGCUGCAGGUGUCCCCCUCGGGGACCCAGGACCACCUGGACAUCACCCAGCACCUGAGACUGGGGAACACGUGUUUCUCUGACAACAGCAGCUCCAUCAAGAUCACCCAGGACCACACAACAGUGAUCAGACAAGAGAAGAACCGUCAGGCCAGAGGACAACUUGAAAACAGCACAGAAGAUGUUUUCCUCAUUCGAUACCUGUUGACGUGGAACCAGCUGAACUUCACAGAGUUGUAUCUCUACACUCGCAGCAGGAAUGCAAGCAGGGAACAGCUGGAGGCUUUUGCAGAACUUGUCAAGUGCCUGGGGCUGGAGGAAGAGGAGGCAGUUUAUAACUCAGCAAGAGGGGAGCCAUGUCCCUUGGGGAGAGAGGAGAAGGAAGCAGAUCUUCAGGGAAUCAAGCCUCCACCGGCUGGACCCCAAGUGGAAAACUCCAGGGGGACUAUGGAUCCUCACCUCAAUGCUACCUCAGAUGCUUGGGUGACACGGUGAAGCCACCCACCUUCUCUGGGCCUUACGUUCCUCAGCUACCCCACAUAGAGCAUAACACCAAACCUCCACCCCAGCGGAGCCAGAGGAUGUGAAGCCACCAGAAAGAGGUAUAAUCACACCUGUUGUCCCUGUCGGUGGGGAGUAAAGGGUUUCACCAUC